Messenger RNA from Alosa sapidissima (American shad), 3194 nucleotides. Its product is annotated as ankyrin repeat and SOCS box protein 2-like. The transcript has 12 exons. The record is from RefSeq and is a predicted model, not a curated record. Gene Ontology annotation, biological process: intracellular signal transduction; RNA processing. Gene Ontology annotation, molecular function: protein binding; RNA nuclease activity; RNA binding. NCBI's taxonomy places the organism in Eukaryota, Metazoa, Chordata, Actinopteri, Clupeiformes, Clupeidae. Bases 266 to 2398 code for a protein of 710 amino acids.
GCCCCUCUAAGCAACCCGAGCUAAGAGAUUUCCAAAAAAAAAAAACAGACUUGGACGUCUCACCAUUGCCCACAAUGCACACGCUCUGGAGAUAUGACAUAAACACACGGAGACCCUGUUGUACAAAAGGAAACUCAACAGCUGUUUUCAGGAGCAAGGAGUGUUUACAGGGGGGGGGAAAAACACCAACAAGAACGGCAGCAGUGGGUAUUGCUGACGGAAAAAACAUACAAGAAAUCUUCUGCCAGGAGGAGAGGGGUGCAUCAUGGCGUCUGCCAGUGUCUCCAUGUCCAGCUCCUCGGGCUCAACACUGGGCUUUGAAGACUACAGCUUGUACAGUAACAUGUCUGAUGAUCAGCUUCUACAGCUGGCUAUUGAACGCAGCUUGAUGGAGGGGUGCACCUCCACGCCCGCAGCUGAACCCCCCAGGGCUCCCCAAACAGCGGCACCUCCAGCCAGGCCGAAUGCGGUCAUCAGACGGCGUCCCCCUGCCCGGAUUCCUGAACAUGAGCCUGAGCCUCCGCCCUGCCCAUCCAACCCUCCCAGUCACAGUCACAGCCAGGCAGACACUUCAGAAAGAAAGACAAUACCUCCCAGCUGGACUCUGUGUAGGGAUAUAAAACAGGAGCUUGAGGGAAGCUGGGUGAGCCAAUAUACCACAGGAUAUGGGAAGAGAAUGGUGGCCUACCGCCGACUUGAUGGGACUCUCAUCAGAACAGAGCCUGAGCCAGAUGCGGUAGUAGAGCCCUUGGUGAAGGCCAUAUGGGACGGUGAUGCAUCAUUAGUGAGGACGUUGGUUAGAAAACCUGAUGUAAAUCUUCUGAAAACAAAUCAACAAGGAUGGAUACCCAUGCAUGAAGCUGCAUAUUAUGGACAGGUGGACUGUCUCAGGGCUAUCCUGGGAGCUCAACCUGGAAUGUUGAACAAGCGCACUCUGAAAGAGCAGACUGCCCUUAUGCUGGCAGUAGAAAGAGGUUUCUCCAGAUGCAUGGAGUGCCUCUUGGAGCGAGGUGCUGACCCUGAUAUCCAAAACAAGGACAAGGAGACCCCUCUUUUUAAAGCUUGUGAAAAAGAAAAUCCAGAGAUGGUGGCCAUACUUUUGAACAAUGGUGCUUCAGUAAACAAGCUUUGCACCCAGGGCUGGACAGCCCUGCAUGAAACUGUGAGCCACAACCAUCUGGAGAUCGCUGAGAUGCUGUUGAAAGCCGGGGCAAAAGUCAACAUUGUCAACCAGUAUGGCAUCACACCGCUCUUUGUUGCUGCUCAGGCUGGACAUGUGGAUAUUCUGCGCUUACUCCUGAAACAUGGUGCUGAUAUAAACAGCCAAGCAGCAGACGGCGCCACCGCUCUCUACGAGGCCUGUAAGAAUGGACACGAAGAUAUAGUGAAGUUCCUCCUCUCCCAAAAGGCAGAUGCCAACAAGCCUGGCAAGACUGGACUUCUUCCCAUCCAUAUCGCUGCCGAGAAGGGGUAUGAUGGGGUAAACCUGCUCCGCCAGGACACCAGCCAAUGUAUCGACUCGGUUAAUAUCAUUGAGAUGCUGAUCCCUGCCACUAGUCGGCAAAGAGUCCGGCGCUGUGGCAUCAGCCCGAUCCACCUGGCUGUCGAGCGGGACCGGGACGACGUUCUGGAGAUCCUGAUCGAGGCCGGCUUCGACGUGAACGCGCCUCUGUCAGAGGACCGCUCCAGGUUGUAUGAGGACCGGCGCAGCAGUGCGCUCUACUUCGCCGUCAUCAACAACAACAUCGAGGCCACAACCAUGCUGCUAGAGGCUGGAGCUAACCCCAACCUUGAUGUCUUAAGUCCCGUGUUGGUUUCCAUCCGUAUGGGCUCCAUCGAGAUUUUCACCAAGCUGGUGGACCACGGAGCCGACGUCAACGUCUACAUCCCCAACUACCCAACCAACUUCCCAGCCACGGUCAUGUUCGCCAUGAAGUACCUGCCUAUGCUGAAAUACCUGCUGGACCAUGGCUGUGAUGCGCAGUCCUGUUUUAACUGCUCCUAUGGGAACAGCGCUCACCCACCCAUCAAGGUAACGGGCGACGAGAGACGUGACCUGCACUACAGAAUGGAGGAAGCACAGAACACCUGUAUAGAGUUCUGUGAGAUGAUCUCUACACCCUCCAUUAGCCGAUGGGCAGGACCCAUUAUAGAUGUGCUUCUUGACUAUGUUGGCAACGUGAAGCUAUGCGCUAGACUCACUGAACAUCUCGAUAGCUUUAUUGACUGGAAAAACAUCAAGGAGAAAUCAGAACCCCCCAGAACGCUGAUGCACCUGUGCAGAAUAAGAGUACGGCAUCAGAUCGGGUGUAAGAGAUUACAAAAAAUCGACAAGCUUCCCAUCCCUCCAAGAUUAAUAAAAUUCCUCAAGUAUGAAAACCGUACUGAAGGUCUGUGAACAACACGUGGACAACUGGACUGUUGUCAUUCAGUCAUGUGGUGAAGCUAGCUGCCAUUUAGCAUAUCCUACUUUGUUGGAAAGCUUUGUGUGGCUAGGAGUUGAAUGUAGCUUUGUGGAAUAUUUUAAAAUGUACAAUGGCACUGUUUUAUGUAAAACAAUAUUUAUUCUUAAGAAAUAGAAAGGAGAAAGAGGGUAUCUGGAUUGAAUCUGUAUCUGUAUUGUAAUGUUGGUAGAGGGUGAACAUUUUGCACAGAGAAAUGUAAAGAUGACCAGUAGUUGUCUCAAUGUUGACAUAGCCUGUAGUUAUUUAAAUAUUGUGUUAAAGCUGCAGUUGGCAAGUUUGACAGAUUGAGGGGACUUCAAGUUGCCUUAGCUGCUUUGAUAGCUAUUCUUCGCCAUGUUUUGGUUUUCGACUGUGGGCUAUUUCGCGCUACUACGGAGAGAAGUAGAAGGAAGUUUCAACGCAUGCGCGCGCUCUUGGUGUUGUUGUAUGGCAGUGCUUCACAGUAUCACCUAGCCACCUGGCAUGCAUACUACAUCAAAUUUCACACACUUUUGCGUCAUCGUGUGCAUGCAGAUUUCCACCCAAUGACGCUCGUCUAAACCCUAAAUAAAAAGUGGGAACGCAACACCACUUUUGCGGGUUGUUUUCAGAUCGUUGUCGUGUAAAGCUAGCCUUAGCCAAAAUUUUGAAUGUUUACAACUCUAAUGCCCCUUCCCCACUACCACCGAGCACCCUCUCAUUGAGUUUGUGUUUGUCAGUGCGCACCAGACUGCAAUUGACAGUCAGAUC